Populus trichocarpa (black cottonwood) is the source of this 670-nucleotide messenger RNA. Its product is annotated as protein EPIDERMAL PATTERNING FACTOR 1-like. Gene Ontology annotation, biological process: stomatal complex development; guard cell differentiation. The transcript is spliced from 2 exons. The coding region runs from base 272 to 658 and encodes 128 amino acids. Lineage: Eukaryota; Viridiplantae; Streptophyta; Magnoliopsida; Malpighiales; Salicaceae. The record is from RefSeq and is a predicted model, not a curated record.
UUCUAUAUAUUUCACCCUUCUUCCAUGGAACCACACCCAUGUCAAGGCUUGAGUCCUGUGACUCUCGUAAGCAAACCUGGCUUGUGUAUCCCUUUUCAUGUGACCCUCUCUUACACUACUUGGGCACACACUCUUGCCUGUGAUUUGCUUCAAUUCUAUCUCCUCCUGCCCACCGGUUUAUAUAUUCCAGUACGUCUACACUUCCUCUCUCAAACCUUUGUCUCAAAUUUUCUUUUAACACAUAUAUACGCACUCCAACUAAUUAACACAAAUGAGAAAAACCAAAGCCAUGAAGAUUUUUGUUGCAGCAUUAGUCAUCAUUGCUCUCUGUCUUCUUCCAAUGGCCAUAUCAGCGAGGCAUAUAGGCAGGCCACGAACACACCAUGGGCACCACCAUUCGACACAGCCUCGAAUUAAAGAUGGGACAGUGGCAAAACCCAAUUUUUUAUACAGGGAAAGGUGGCCAGAAAAGAGAAGGGGUGCUGAUACUGUCCAAAUUGCAGGAUCAAGUUUGCCAGAUUGUUCUCAUGCAUGUGGGUCAUGCUCACCGUGUAGACUAGUAAUGGUCAGUUUUAUUUGUGCUUCACUUGAAGAGGCUGAGACUUGUCCCAUGGCUUAUAAGUGCAUGUGUGAUAACAAGUCUUACCCUGUCCCAUGAUGGUCAACUCCC